CAUUACCAAGAAGAAUUUUUCCCACAACCAGAGGGGCCAUUGGAGCUGGAAUUACCCAUGGCGGCCUUCACGGGCCAUUCUGCAGAGCCAUGCUACACUCCAUAGUCAGAUCCACACUAUGAAUUGAGACUUCUCAUGGAGCAGUUUGCUCGAGACUGUGAUAGAACAUGCUCCAGGAUGGAUCAUUGUGUCCAGGCCUAUCGUGAAACAGAGGAGAUCCUCCUGAGCCUUAAGAAGAGCGUCGAUGAUCUUGAGCGAUCUUGGGCACAACCUGCUCCAGAUCACCCUUCUGCUACCAUACUAGAAGAGGAGGAGGAAGAAGAAGGCUACAAGGACAUUGUGGAACACACUGAAGUUGUCACGGAGAGCUCCCGUGAUGAUCAUGAUCAGGAAUGUCCUGUCGAAGCCGACCACCCCUUCCCACAUCCCAAACUGAGAUUUGAAGAGGUGGGCAUGAGUGAGGAGAUGCAAGCAGAUCUUAUGAAAGAAAUUGCUUGGCAACUUGCUCUCCAAUCCGUGAUAGAAGAAGAAGAGCAAGAAAGGGUGCAGAAAGAAGUUGUGGAGGAUGAAGAAAGUGAAGCAGAAGGAGUUCUUGAUUAUUUCCCAGGGGUGAUACCACAUGAAGAAGAAAGGGAGGUUGAAGAAGCAAUUGGCGUCCAGGCUGAGGAUGGAGUUAAGGUGGAUGAGGCCUGCACCGGCCAUGAGUUACAUGUGAUAUCUCCACCAGACUUCGAGGAGCUGCUUCGCAAGGACCCAUUUGCAGUGUCUCUUUGCCAGACCAAGGCCACAUCGACAUCGGUCCCUCUUGGUGGACGCGAUGGUGGUAAAUCGAUGCUGUCAUAUCUAGUUUGAGGAAAUGAGACGAGAGGAGAGAAGAAGAGGUCUCGGGGGUGGAGACUUCAUAUGUAUCAAGCGCACGAGCUUCCAUCAGCUGUCAUACCACAUGCUCGUGACUUGAGACUCCACCUCAUUGACGAGAACCUCAACUUCAAGGAGGUUUUGGGGUGGACCAAAACUUAGGAGCCAUCGUCUGGCUCACGACGUGAAAGAAGCGCUUGUGGGGAGGCAACCCCACCACAGUUUGACUUUCUUUCUUAUGUUUUGUGUCGGAUUGUAAACCGGUUUGGUUUUGGUCUGUUUUCUUUUGUUUUGGAUGAUUUACUAUUGGGCUGACCAUUGGACCUAACAUAUUGUGUUUGAGCUCUUUGGUUUCCUUUAGCUGUGCUUGUCUUGACUGGUCCUUUCUCCAGUCCGCUUCACUCCGACUGGUCCGCUUUCAGUCCCCUGCAGUCCGUGCGUACCGGUAACAUCGUUCCCCUUUCCCUUCCCUCUUCUCCAUUGAGGGCAAUGUCGAUCUUAAGUGUGGGGGGAUGUUUAUCUUUUCACUGCACUAGAUCUGUUUGUGUGCUUGGAGCCUAGUCCAUUGUCCAAAUUUUUGAAUUUGAGGGCUCCAAGUACGUGUUCCUUGCAAUUGCCUGCUCAGUAUGCUUUGAAUUGACAGUCUUUAUAGUAAUAUGCAACCUAGGGAGGUAGUGUAGCACUAUGGAGGAUGUUGAUGCAUUUAUGAAGUCUCAUUGCUUCUUCAUAUUGUGUUGGUUGAUUGAGUGAAUUAGUGAUCUUAGGACCCUUAAAUUGUGUGGUGUUGUGGAUUCUCUACAUGUCAUGGACUCUUGUAUAAUGUUUUGAGUUUAACAGGUGCUCGAAAAUGUGCUUUAAAAUAAUGUCUCCCGUGCGAAUAGGGUGAAAGUGUGUAAGGGGAGACGGGAAUUCGUUCCCAAUUUCCACCUACUACCUCCAGCCCCCUUGCAUGUAUUUCCCCCGCACGAGGCUCGAGACAUCCGCUCCUGGCAUGGCCGGUAAGAGCCGGGCUCCCGCAAAACCUCUGCUAGGUGGGAGCCCCCAUUUUCUGAAAAAGCAGGUUGGGACCCUUGAAAAAAAAAGGAAAAAAUAACAGAACACAAGCAAAACAGAAAGAAAAGGGGUUCCAACCAUCUUCAAGAAGAAAAUAGAGCACCGUGAAAAAUGUGAGUCCAUGAUCCUUUGUUUUUGAGAAUUUCUUUAUGCACGAUUCAUUUGUCCUCUGUUCACUAUUUGCCAUGAUGCCGACUCGAGACUAGCGUUCUGGCCGAAGAAGCUAUGAGAUGACUUGUGCGUCGGUUGACCUCGUAAGCUGCUAAAUGAUCUAGGAAAUCCUCUACCUAUGAUCUGGGUUGUUUGUUGCUAUAGAGGUCUGGAGAGUUGCAUUGGUUUGAGUUAGGUUUGCUUGGGGACAAGCAAACGGUUAAGUGUGGGGGAGUUUGAUAUACCGAUAAUUACACAUGUUUUCACCCCUAUUCUUGAGCCGUUUGAGAGGUUGACUCUCGGGUUUUAAGCGGAUUUCACGCGAGGUUGUGUGUUUAUGUCGUGUUUCAGGACCCGGCAUGGGAAUCGAGGCGAAGGAACGAGAUUCGGGUCGAAAGGAGCGAGUUAGGCUUGAAGUGUGGUGGAGGAAGAAAAUACCCGGCCAUGACCAAAAAUACCCGGCCGGGUAUUAUUAUAAGGAGACCAGGGGUUUUCCCUUUUGGCGUCCGAGAAACAGAGAGGGUCCCGGUCUGGAAGGCAGAAAUCCCCGACCGGGGAUUAUUGGAGGAGACCGGGUAUUUUUCCCCUGGCCAAAACGCGCGUUUCAACUAUACCCUGUCGAGAACCAAAAUACCCGACCGGGUAUUUCGACCGGGUAUCGCGACAGGCAGCAGUUUUAAGGGAAAAGAAGGCUGAAAAUCAAGGGAUUCGAGUUUU
Linum trigynum is the source of this 2778-nucleotide messenger RNA. NCBI's taxonomy places the organism in Eukaryota, Viridiplantae, Streptophyta, Magnoliopsida, Malpighiales, Linaceae. The record is from the annotation of a GenBank genome assembly.